This is a messenger RNA of Mesoplodon densirostris (Blainville's beaked whale), 2094 nucleotides long. RefSeq names its product lipase G, endothelial type (gene LIPG). Gene Ontology annotation, molecular function: lipoprotein lipase activity; protein binding. NCBI's taxonomy places the organism in Eukaryota, Metazoa, Chordata, Mammalia, Artiodactyla, Ziphiidae. The record is from RefSeq and is a predicted model, not a curated record. The transcript is spliced from 10 exons. Gene Ontology annotation, biological process: lipid metabolic process. The coding region runs from base 7 to 1509 and encodes 500 amino acids.
GGAAGGAUGAGAAACUCCGGUCUUCUGCUCUGCCUCUGGAGCGCUUACUGUUGCUUUGCCGCGGGAGGUCCCGCAACCCUUGGUCCAGAGGGUCGGCUGCAAGAUGAGCUCAACAAAUCCAGGGUUGUACCGGCUGCUGCCAAACCCCCUGUGAGAUUUAACCUCCGCACCUCUGAGGACCCAGAACAUGAAGGAUGCUACUUCUCCUUUGGCCACAGCCAGCCCUUAGAAGACUGUGGCUUCAACAUGACAGCCAAAACCUUUUUCAUCAUUCAUGGAUGGACGAUGAGCGGCAUGUUUGAAAGCUGGCUGUACAAACUUGUGUCAGCCCUGCAGACAAGAGAGAAAGGAGCCAACGUCGUGGUGGUGGACUGGCUCCCGCUGGCUCACCAGCUUUACACAGACGCGGUCAAUCAUACAAGGGAGGUGGGACACAGCGUUGCCAGGAUGCUCAACUGGCUGCAGGCGAAGGAGGAUUUUUCUCUCCGGGAUGUUCACUUGAUUGGCUACAGCCUUGGAGCUCACGUGGCCGGGUACGCUGGCAACUUCGUGAAAGGCACGGUGGGCAGAAUCACGGGUUUGGAUCCUGCUGGGCCCAUGUUUGAAGGGGUUGACAUCCACAAGAGGCUGUCCCCUGACGAUGCAGACUUCGUGGAUGUCCUGCACACCUACACGCGCUCCUUUGGCUUGAGCAUCGGGAUUCAGAUGCCCGUGGGUCACAUUGAUGUCUACCCCAACGGAGGUGACUUCCAGCCGGGCUGUGGACUCAACGAUGUCUUGGGGUCAAUUGCAUAUGGAACAAUUGCAGAGGUGGUGAGAUGCGAGCACGAGCGGGCAGUACAUCUCUUUGUCGACUCCCUGGUGAAUCAGGACAAGCCGAGCUUCGCAUUCCAGUGCACGGACUCCAACCGCUUCAAAAAGGGGAUCUGCCUCAGUUGCCGGAAGAACCGUUGUAAUAGCAUUGGCUACAAUGCCAAGAAAAUGAGGAACAAGAGGAACAGCAAAAUGUACCUAAAAACCCGGGCAGGCAUGCCUUUCAGAGUUUACCAUUAUCAGAUGAAAAUCCAUGUCUUCAGCUACAAGAACAUGGGAGGAAUCGAGCCCACCUUUUAUGUCACCAUUUAUGGCACCAAUGCAGACUCCCAGAUUCUGCCUUUGGAAAUAGUGGAGCAGAUCGGGCUGAAUGCCACCAACACCUUCCUGGUCUACACCGAGGAGGACUUGGGAGACCUCCUGAAGAUCAAACUCACCUGGGAGAGGACUUCUCAGUCCUGGUACAACCUGUGGAAAGAGCUUCGCAGCUACCUGUCUCAGCCCCGCAGGUCCGAGCAAGAGCUGAAUAUCAGACGCAUCCGGGUCAAAUCCGGGGAAACCCAGAGGAAAUUGACUUUUUGUGCAGAAGAUCUUGAGAACACCCGCAUAUCCCCUGGCCAAGAGCUCUGGUUUCACAAGUGUCGGGAUGGCUGGAGAAUGAAAAAUGAAACCAGUCCAACCCUGGAGCAACCUUGAAGGUGCCCGCAAGGCCCCCCACUCCCUGAUUUCCAAGCACAUGGAGGAACGUUACUGCUGAGGACCCACCUGAUGGAAAGACCCUUCUUGGCCUUGACCCUGGAGCAAUGGGAGGAGCCCACUUGCUGGGCCCAGCACCGUGCCUCCCAUGAUGGCUGGGACUUUUCUCCAGAGGAGACCACAUCCUGCUGUUCCUGCUGUUCCCGCUGCUGCUCUAAGUCCAGAUCUGUGUGCAAAUGGCCAAUGCCCUGGCCUCUGUGCAUACCGGGCUGGUUUCUCAGUGACUGGAUGAGCCUGUGCUUCACCCAACAAGGAACACAGGCUCUGAGUGACUCUGCGUGGAAGGCUGUCAGCUGCCUGACCUGACUUGAGUCAUAGUGAGGGGUCUUGUUGCUGGGAGCUGACUCGUGUCAGGAUGGCAGACCUGGGACCUUGUUCACCGGGGGAGGGAGAGUAGAUCUGGGGAGGUGUGGUGGUCCUCGCUCUUGGGGUUCAAUGGGUAACUGGUAAUGUGGACUGGUUACAUUUUAUUCGGUCCUGUUCCCCAGCUUCUUCUCUAAAGUACACAUCAUUGGCUUUCUUCUU